UCAUCGUUCUGCUCACCAUAAAACUUUUUUGCUCCUUCCACCACCGUCUGACACGAUGACCGCCUGGAGAACUCUCUUCACUUACAACAAGUUUGCUUCAAUCACGGCUCGUGCUGUCCGCUCUUCGCUGAAGGAAGAGGAGCGCCUCCUUGCGGAGAAAAGAGGUCUCACUUCAGUGAGGUACCAGAAAUGGGCCAAUGGUGUUGGCGGCGUCCAGACCUUGGUGAAAGAGGAACCCACCGUUGGGUUGAAGUCCUCGUGAACACAGCCCCCGUAGAUGACGCUGUCUCCCUUUGGCAAAGACAAAACACUUCGUUGUAUUCUCGGUGAUAUAGACAUUCGAACAACGUCAAACC
This is a messenger RNA of Laccaria bicolor S238N-H82, 356 nucleotides long. RefSeq lists its product as uncharacterized. Gene Ontology annotation, biological process: proton motive force-driven ATP synthesis. Gene Ontology annotation, molecular function: proton-transporting ATP synthase activity, rotational mechanism. The transcript has 3 exons. The coding region runs from base 56 to 262 and encodes 68 amino acids. The record is from RefSeq and is a predicted model, not a curated record. NCBI's taxonomy places the organism in Eukaryota, Fungi, Basidiomycota, Agaricomycetes, Agaricales, Hydnangiaceae.